GAGCAGGGGUUGACCUGAUGUUUAUCAGACCUAAGCUGUUACACAGCUGUAACACAUAUUUUACUUAAUGUAAAUAAAUGUGUACAAUGAUCUAUUAACAGAGAUAAAUGAAAACAAACGUUUAGUUUUAGCUCGUCUUUAGACCGAUUGCCUUCGGCUUUGCAUAAGGAACCUGUGACCCAACGGAGGAGUGGCUGGGACGCUCUCCGUAGUUCAAAUGAGAGUCACACACAAUUCAUCCAUUCAUUCCACUCAUGGCCUCACACGCAGGAUAUUCGCUUAUUUUUAUAUUGGCUAGCCUUACACUAUUGCCAGUUUGACUAUUGCUAACCCUAACCCUUGAAGACAUUUUUUUUUUUCAAUUCGUUCAUUUUCCCAGAAUAUUUAAGAUCCCAGUAGUUCCGGAUCAGCCAUCCCAUUGCCAGUAUGGUGGCCUUCAUGAGAAGACGCACAGCGGUCGCGCUGCUGUCCAUCACAGGACUCCUGGUGCUUGCUCUAAGCAACCCCGCUGGGGAGUGGUGGACUGCCUUGCAGCAACCCUACCAAUCUGAGGAUUUGAUUAAAUGCUCUUGUGACAAGUGUAUCCCAGAGGGUGAUGACUGGUUCAUGGCCCAUUUGAACCAAACAAUCCACCCCUUUCUCACUCCACAAAGCAAUCUCUCAGCCAAAGAUUUCCUUUGGUGGAAGAAAUUACAGGGUGACCGAAACGACUUGGCCGCCUUCAAAAGAGUCGUGGACAAAGUGUUUAAACUCUUCCCUGAUGGCAAAGGCUUCAUGGACUCGAGGUCCCAGCGCUGUAGGAGCUGUUCCGUGGUAGGGAACUCUGGGAACCUGCUGGCCUCGCACAAUGGUGCCCUCAUUGAUUUCAGCGACUUUGUGUUCAGAAUGAACGGCGCGCCUACCAAAGGCUACGAAAAGCACGUGGGGAAGAAGACCACCUUCCACAUUAUGUACCCGGAGAGUGCCGUGGAUCUGACAGACAACAGGACCCACCUCAUGCUGGUCCCCUUCAAAACGCUGGAUCUCCAAUGGUUGAUUAGCGCCUUCACCAACGGCUCCAUUAAGUUCACAUACCAACCCGUGAAGGCAAAGAUCAAUGCUAAUAAAGAUUUGGUCAGGAUUCUCAAUCCUCAAUUCAUCAAGUAUGUCUAUGAAGUGUGGCUGAGAAACAGCGGAGGAUACCCAUCCACUGGCUUUCUGGGUCUGAUGCUUGCAAUACACAUUUGUGAUGAGGUGAAUGUAUUUGGAUUUGGAGCAGACCAAAAUGGAAACUGGAGACACUACUGGGAAGAGCUAAAAGACAAAAGACUUCGAACUGGGUUGCACAGUGGAACAGAAGAGUACAGACUCAUUCAGAAGUUGGCGGCUAAGGGAAAAAUUAUUUUUUUUCCUGGACAUUAAUCAUAAGAAAAAACACCCAAACACGAGCACAAUAUUUGAGGUAUGAGCACCAAAUUUACAUAGAACCACAAUUCAAAUAUUUUUUGCAUGCGUUGCCCAUGUCAUCUUAACCUAUGGAAAUGAACCAAAACUGAAUAUUAUGACAAUCCACCACAUUCAUGAAGGUAGCUUUCUACUUUGUAAACACUUUUUAUAUACGUCCUGAUGUUUUCAACCAGCCCUCCAAGUUUAAUGGAAAAUUAAGUUCUGUACCUAUAUGAAGUUAUGAAGACUUAUUGAAGCUCUGCAUAUUAGUUGUAGUAGCUGCUUUAGAUACUGUGCGGAGCUAGAGAACUGUUCUCGUUCGAUCCCUAUUCAACUUAUUUAUAAAGUUUGCAGUUGUUUUUUUCCUAUAUAUAUUUAGUCGUUUUUAAUAUUUUUAUUUAUGGAUAAACGUUCUAUAAGUGUUUAAGAAGGGACAAUCUUAUUACGUGUGUUUUAUCAUAGUUCAUCCAUUACUUUAUAGAUUGUUCUGAGCUCAUUACAAUGACACCGUCAGACAUUCAAGAAAACAGGAAGUUGGCGGGGUCAGGGGUCAGGGGAGGUCCCAAGUAGGUCACCCAACAAUCAUCACAGGCCCUUGGAAACCGUUCAUAUGUGCCUUAUGGGAGUAAUCUACCAUAGGAUUAAACAAGGUAUAGGCAUUAUCUCGUCUAUAUGAAUGAAAUAAGUUAGGAAAUAGCAGAAUCUACAAAGGACUUAAGUCUGAAUGACAGAGUUUGCAUCCUCAGUUAUAACCAUAUGCCGCCCUUGAGAUGAACCCAGCAUAGUCCGUCCCAAGUCUACCUUUAAUCCCUAACGUUUACACCACUCUACACAUGGCUCAUCCCAUCCGGACAGGAAGAGAGGGAGAGGGCUUCAUGAAGGCAAAAAAGGAGCACCUUCAUUCUUCUCAUUUAGUUUAGCUGGCCCCAAGUUGACCACUAAAACUUUAUCUCUCUACUGUAUAUCCAGCUGACCAUACAUGUACUGACUUAUAUGUUAAGGUUGACUAGUCAAUGUCACAGUCCAAGUUUAACAUUUUCUGCUUUAUGAAUGUAUUCCACAAUUAAAUACUGUGGUAUUGUUGUAUAUUAGUUGAACUUCUGCUAUAUUGUCUGAGUAGAAAUUUGUUUCAUUUUGCCCACAUCCCAGGCUUGUCUCAUACAAUGUUCAUAUGAUAUUGUCAACACGAGUGAUCAGUGCACCCUAAGUUAGCAAGCCCCGAGGACUGCAGGACCAUAAAACAUUAGUCUCAGCAUUAAAAUGCAUUUUGAUAACAUUUCUAGUGAGAAAUUGUGCCUUUAUUUUCACAAUCUUUGUUCAUGAUUGUAUAUGAGUUAGUUAGUGGAACUGCUCUUGGCACCUUUCAUGCUAAUUUGGGGUUAUAAGGGAGUUCAAUCGGGAUAGGCAUCUGUUUAAGAAAUUAUAUAUAUUUUUUUCAAUAUUUCAAACGUGUGAGCUACAUUUUUGUUUCCUGAUCCCCCCGACCCCCCAGUCACUGUAUGUAUCCAUAUGUGCUUGUUUUUACACUAUGUCCAUCAUUUCAUUUUCUGUAACAUGCAAUCUUAUAUCCUGCAUUUAAUAUGAACACGAACAUGUAAUAUAAACACAAUAUUCUGAAAACUGAAACUAUUGAUCCUGGAUUCCUUUGAUAGGAGUGGCGCGCUGUGAUGAGGUACAUUCAUGUACACAAUGUAAGCACCGUUCACAUUGCUCAUGAGUUUAUGAAUUCUGUAUAAAGGUAAUUCCCAAAUACAUUGAUGGGUUUCAAGGUUCAGCUGAAAAACAGCAGUGGCAGGGCCACUAUAGGCAGCCGCCAGGGGAGAAUGUAUUAUACGGUAUAGAAGUAGUAAGUUUGGCCAAACAGUCUUCUCAGUACGGGCCUCAAAUUACUGGAAUUGCUUUCCUACUGAACUUAGAGAAAGCGUCAGCUUUCUAUAAUUUAAAACAAAACUUAAGAGAUGGAUUAAAAACCACAACAUCUGUUCCUUAUUAAUGUAAUGUGAUGGUGUGUUGACCUGCCAAGGGACUACAGAUGAAAAUAAGCUUUUUUGCUAACUCUGGCACAUUUACAUUUUGAGUAUAAACUAAAAAUGUCAAUUUAUUUG
Messenger RNA from Gadus chalcogrammus (walleye pollock), 3530 nucleotides. RefSeq names its product CMP-N-acetylneuraminate-beta-galactosamide-alpha-2,3-sialyltransferase 1-like. The transcript is spliced from 7 exons. The record is from RefSeq and is a predicted model, not a curated record. Gene Ontology annotation, molecular function: beta-galactoside (CMP) alpha-2,3-sialyltransferase activity. The coding region runs from base 427 to 1401 and encodes 324 amino acids. Lineage: Eukaryota; Metazoa; Chordata; Actinopteri; Gadiformes; Gadidae.